GCUUCCUGAAAACCAACGUGUGUAAAGAAAAGUCACAUGUGCGCUCGUGUAGGUAGCACGAGAGUUGCAAGUGCUUUAAUAACUUUAUAAAUUAUUAUAGACAUUUUAGGGGUGUUCUAGAAAACUACAGCGAAGAUUUGUGUUAUCUUUCUAGGUUUAAAGUAUGGGCAGGAAAUUGGACCCCACCAAUAAGGUGAAAAGAGGACCUGGACGAAAAUCCAGGAAACAGAAGGGAGCAGAGACUGAGCUUGCCAAUUUUUUGGUUGAUGAUAAUGAACCAAAAAAAUUGUCAAGCAGAGCAAGAAAACGAGCUGUAAAGAGAGCUCAAGUGACAAAGGAACCCAAACAAGCGGAAAAGCCCAAAAAAGGAUUCUCAGAUGAGAACAGUCAGUGGCUGAAGCCUGCGGAGAGAAAACGAAAGAUUGAACAAUCUGAUGAAGAUGAGGACAGUGACAGCAACUGGGAGGAAGAUGAUGAGGAGGAGGAGCAGGCCCCUUGUAAAAAAGAAAUGGAGGAGGAUGAUGAUGAUGAUGACGAAGAUUUGGUUGAUGAUUAUGGUGCUGACGAAGAGGAUAAACAAGACAGUGAUGAAGAAGAGCUUCUGCCUAUUGAGAAAGCCGCAAGAAAACAGAAACAGUCAAUGAAAGCAGACAUUGAUGAAGAUGAUGACAGUGACGAAGAGGAGGAGAUGAGUGAUGAUGAAGCAGAGGAAAAGAGUGCUGCGGAAGUCGAGGAGGAGGAUGAGGAGGAAGAUACCGUGCAGGCAAAUUUGGAUGAAAUGGACAAAUUCACACUCCCUAGUACUGCAGAGCGACAGAAAGAGGGUCUUUUACCUAUGGACCUGCAGACCAUUCAUCAGAGAAUCAAAGAUAAUGUGGACGUGUUGUCUCACUUUACUGAAAAGCGAGAGGAGGGCAAAGAGAGAUCAGAGUAUCUCUCCCUCCUGCGUUCUGAUCUCUGUACAUAUUACAGCUACAACGAGUUCCUUAUUGGAAAACUCACGGAUCUGUUCCCUCUCUCUGAGCUCAUUGAUUUUCUCGAAGCCAAUGAAAUUCACAGGCCGGUCACCAUCAGAACGAACACACUGAAGACCAGGAGAAGAGACCUGGCUCAGGCUCUUAUUAAUAGAGGAGUGAACUUGGAUCCAAUAGGGAAAUGGUCUAAAGUGGGGCUGGUUAUCUAUGACUCUUCUGUUCCCAUAGGAGCAACUCCCGAAUAUUUAGCAGGCCACUAUAUGCUGCAAGGAGCAUCAUCGUUUCUGCCUGUAAUGGCUCUGUCUCCUCAGGAGGGGGAGCUGGUGUUGGAUAUGAGCUGUGCUCCAGGAGGAAAAACCACAUAUAUGGCUCAGUUAAUGAGAAACACAGGCACGAUCGUGGCCAAUGAUGCGAAUGCGGACAGACUGAAGAGUGUUGUGGGAAACAUGCAUCGUCUUGGUGUUACCAACAGUGUCAUCUGUAAUUAUGAUGGCAGACAGUUUCCUAAGGUGAUGGGAGGUUUUGACAGAGUAUUACUGGAUGCUCCUUGCUCCGGUACAGGAGUCAUCGCCAAAGAUCCAGCUGUGAAGACCAGCAAGGAUGAGUCUGAUAUUCUCCGCUCGGCUCACCUGCAGAAGGAGCUCAUCCUGUCAGCCAUUGACUCUGUCAACGCUGACUCAGCUACAGGUGGAUACCUCAUCUACUGCACCUGCUCUAUUAUGGUGGAAGAGAACGAGUGGGUGGUGGAUUAUGCUCUGAAGAAGAGAAAUGUUAAGCUGGUACCCACAGGAUUGGAUUUCGGGAAGGAGGGAUUCACCAGAUUUAAAGAGCGACGGUUUCAUCCCUCCCUAAAACUGACACGCCGAUUCUACCCUCACUCCCAUAACAUGGAUGGGUUUUUUGUAGCAAAGUUCAAGAAAAUCUCAAAUCGCAUCCCUACUGCCCCAAAAGAAAGUGAGAAUGAAGUUGAAUCUACGAUAAAGGAGACUGGAGCGUCACCAAAACAGAAAUCCAAGGAGCCAAGUCCAGGAAAGACCACCAUGGGCAUGAAGAAGAAAUUUAAACAGGAUAAACCUGAGGCAGCACCCGCCAUCAAGAAAAAGAUGGGAGGAAAACCUGAGGGCCCUAAAAAAGCCAAAAUACCCAAGUUAGAUGCAGAGGCUUUAAAAAAGGGUAAAAAAUUCAACAAAAAGCAGAAGGUCAAUGGCGAUGCCGAGGAGGAGGUAACGGGGGAGAAGAAAAACCAAAGGAAAAAGAAGAACUUUCUGAAGAAGAACAGAACGGGAAAAAACAAGUUUAGGAAGUUAAAAAGUUGAUAAAUCAGCAAGAAAGUGGACAGUGAAAUUCAGUCAUGUUUUUCAAUGAAAUGUGUAGGCACAGAACUGGCAUGUCUGUCAAUGAUUUCAUGUCGGAUGCAAAGAUCUGAUUGGACAGCUGUUGAGGACCUCGUGUAUAGACUUUUGUCUACUUUGUCUUGGCCUGGAGGUUUAUCUUACCUUUGUGGUUAUAAAUUUUAUAAAAUAAUAGUUCAUUGUUAAUUUUUAUGUACUUUGUUUCAAAAAGUAACAUUUAACCGAUAUGAUGCAGUGAAAUGUAAGCUUGAGUCAAAAUGUAUUUGAUGUUUUCUCUCGCACAGAUUAAAAAGAAAGUUUAAAAACA
Molecule: messenger RNA, 2633 nt
Organism: Paramisgurnus dabryanus
Lineage: Eukaryota; Metazoa; Chordata; Actinopteri; Cypriniformes; Cobitidae
Gene: nop2
Product: NOP2 nucleolar protein homolog (yeast)
Biological process (GO): maturation of LSU-rRNA; rRNA base methylation
Cellular component (GO): nucleolus
Molecular function (GO): rRNA (cytosine-C5-)-methyltransferase activity; RNA binding
Source: RefSeq, a predicted model, not a curated record